UUUACUUCGGAGUCACGUGAGUGACUUCGUGAAGAACCCCGCCUACGGCGCAUGCGUGUCAUAUCGCAUACACGCAUUCAACGUGUCGGACCUGGGGAGGACGUCCCCUUGAACGGGAGAGUUAAAAAGCCGGUCGACGGCAGGUAAGUGAUUCUGCAUUUUCACCGUUUUUUUUAGGAAUGGAUAGAGGACGCAGAAAGGCUGUGAAGAAGCUGCAGGAUGUCGGCGGUAAAGGUGCCGGGGACCCGCAGCAGCAGCCGACGGCACAGGCAGUUUCCAUUGAGACAGCUGUGCCAGAUUCAAACCCCGCGCCGGGAAAAACUAAUUCUAGACCAGGCGGGAAGGCGAAACGCAAAACGAACCGCUGUGAAAGUGAGCCCGAAAAAUCGCCGGUAAAUACUUACUUGUAUAGCAGUGAUGAUGACCAGCUGCACGGCAUGGAGCAGCCAGCAGCGACCGCAUCUGCAGAGCUCGGAAAACAGUACGAGUGGCUGCAGCAUGUGGGGCCGUCAUCAAUAUGUUCGGAGGAGUACCGGGACGGCGAAAAACGGCAUUUGCAGCGGCCGGGAGCAACCAGAGCCGGUAGGCAUGGCGACGAGUUGCGAUUUAAACCGCGUGCGACUAGUGCCCGAGGGCACGAAAGUCGGCAGGAGCGGUGGGCUAAAAAGAAACACCCGCGAGCGACUAGUGCGGGAGAGCACGAAAGUCGGCUGGAGCGGUUGUGGGAGGAACAUCUCCAUAGUGUCAGGCUCCAGAAAAUGGAUAAAAGCCGCACACAUACAGGUGUAAGUCCCUCAGAGCAUGGCCAGAAAAGGCUGCUGGACAUAUCAUCCUCAUCUGAAGAGGGUGUUCAAGGGCUGCCUGACUCAGACUCUGAACAAGAGUCAGAGCCACGUUCCCAUAUGGAGGAUGAGGGAACACAGUUGCUGGACAUGGUGGGCACAUAUUUCCAGCAAGAAGAAACUGGAAAAGACCUAGAGGCCAGGAUGGCGGCCAGCAUUGAUUAUAUGACGACCCAUCACCUCAAAACUGAUACCUUAGCUGAGGUAUGGGCAAGACAUUUACCUCCGCGAAAUUGUGCGGCUCUGAAUGUACCCAAGGUGAACCGAAGCAUUUGGAGACACGUGGGGCAGGAUAUUCGGAGUCUGGAUAUAAAAAUACAGAAUGCUAGUAAAGGACUCUCGGCGGGUAUAACAGCUUUGGCCCGUACGCUGGAAAAUGUGGAUAUGUCCAAUGACAUGAAAGACGCUUUAGCACUGUUUUGCAAUGUUCAAUUUGAACUGAACAACAUCAGGAAAGGGGCUAUUCAGCCAGCGUUAGACCCAAAAUUUGCAAUCCUGUGCAAACAGAAAGCCAUAAAACCUCAAAAUUUGUUGUUUGGGGGUGACCUAUCAAAACAGGUCAAAGAUUUGGAGGAAGAGGCCAAAACUUUGGGCCUAAUAAAAGCGACCAAAGGAUAUGUCGGAAAACGGUAUCAUCCUUAUGGGACGACUAAAAAAGCAAGUACUAGUAUGUAUAGUACGAAAAAUUGGAGAGAGGCCAGAGGAAACCAGCAACAGCGUCCUUUUUUAGGGGUUGGCCCGGGACGCCCACAAUGGAAAAUGCGGAAGCCUCCACUUCAACAUUUACCCCACUUUCAACCUCAAGGCCCUCCGCAACCUCGGUUAAGACCAAGAAAGUAACACCACCGAUAACCAUGGAGGGCUGCAUCUACAUCAGCAGCUAAUCGCCUGGAGGUACCGAUGGACAAAAUCCUCAGAACUGCAGGAUGGUCAUCAGAGAAAACGUUUCGCACAUAUUACAACAAACCAGUUAGAAAAGAAGAAACGUUUUCGGGCAAAAUUUUGAGUUCUAUUUAAUUUACACCUGAAGCUUAUAAGGUUUAUAAAUUGAUUUAAUAAAUAUUAUUUACA
This is a messenger RNA of Leucoraja erinaceus (little skate), 1913 nucleotides long. RefSeq lists its product as uncharacterized. Lineage: Eukaryota; Metazoa; Chordata; Chondrichthyes; Rajiformes; Rajidae. The transcript has 2 exons. The record is from RefSeq and is a predicted model, not a curated record. The coding region runs from base 180 to 1682 and encodes 500 amino acids.